Molecule: messenger RNA, 5559 nt
Organism: Cuscuta epithymum
Lineage: Eukaryota; Viridiplantae; Streptophyta; Magnoliopsida; Solanales; Convolvulaceae
Source: the annotation of a GenBank genome assembly
GAGUAGACUCCCUAACCAGAACUCGAAAAGUUACUUCUCACCCUCCCUCAGCUCUUCUUUCCAUACUCAGCAUCAAGUUGUGAGCGAACAGCUAAGGGAAAGUCGAAACCUUUCAUGUUAUUUGCAUUGCAGAGAAGUUUUAUGGACUGAAUUCUUUAUUUUUGCGUCGAUAUUUCUAGAAAAGAAAAGCGAAAAAUGGAGCAUUCCCAGCAAACCUCUCUGAAGAGAAGCUUCCAAGUCAUGAAUGGAGGGCAAACAGAAACUGACUCGACUAACGUGGACAAACCACGGCCUCUACGAAGAGAUGAGAUGAAGGCUGUCAAGGUUGCAUUAAUGAGGAACACAAUUGCUAUGGUGGAUCCGGGUACUGACAGGACAAUGCUUUCUCUGCUGAUGGUUCAAGAAUUUGUGAAAUCUUUAAUGGAGAUUAAUGUUGGCAAAAAGAUUGCAAUUCUAGCCACUACAGUUAAUCUUGUUCAUCAGCAAUUUGAGGCCAUAAAAUGCCACACCAAGCUACAAGUCCAACAAUUCUAUGGGGCAAGAGGAAUUGAUACAUGGGAUGCUGACACAUGGGAAAAAGAAGUGAAUGAUCAUGAUGUUUUGGUGAUGACACCACAGAUUUUAUUGAAUGGAUUGGUAAAGGAAUUUUUGAAUAUUGGAACAAUUUGCUUAUUGGUCCUAGAUGACUGCCAUUGCGCCAGUGGCAGCCAUCCCUAUGCCAAAAUUAUGAAGGAUUUCUAUCAUCAAUCCAGCAAAAAGCCUAAGAUUUUUGGGAUGUCUGCUUGUGUGAAAUCUAGGAAAGGCACCUCAACAACCAAGGAGAAUCUUGAAAAUCUUCUAGACUCCCAGAUAUUUUCAAAAGAGAAUUCAGGGGACUCAGAAGAUCUUUCCUCUUCCACAAAUGAGUGCUGUAUAUUUUAUGAUACGGCACAUACUUGCAAUUCGGAAUUGAAAAUAGAACUGGAUUCGUUGUGGUCUAAGUUUGAUGCAGUUUUACUCAAACUGCAAGCUUCAUCAGAAUCAGUGCCAAGUCAGUCUAUUGAUAGUUUAGAUACCAGUGCUCUGUAUGAGAUGUUGAGGAAGAAGUUGUCUGAUGAUCAUGCAACUAUCAAACACUGCCUUUAUAAUCUUGGGUCUAUACCUGCAUUAGAGGCUGCUAAAGUUUGUCUGGAGAAUAUUGUUAACAGUAGAGAAGAAUAUCAAGGCAAGGAAGGCUCCUCUCAGCAUAGAUAUUUUCUUGAGGAAGUAAUAUCGACUUUCGACGAGUCAUUGCCACCUGAUUAUAAAAAGCCUCCAGCUUGUGGUUACGAUCCUUCUGUAACAAUCAUGAAGGGCCAUAUAUCACCCAAGUUACAUCUGCUCUUUGACACACUCAAAUCAUUUGGGGUGGAUCAAUUACCAUGCAUUGUAUAUGUUGAAAGUGCUAUAACAUCUAAAGUUGCAGAGAGACUCGCAAAGACAAUAACUUUUGGAUCCUUCUGCUCUAGAAUGGUGGAUAUAUUAUUUACAACAUAUACAGUUUUGGAUGGAAUAAACGCACCCGACUGCAAUUCUAUCAUAAGAUUUGAUUUGCCAAGUGCUGUUUCUAGCUACAUCAACUCUCAAAAACAAGCAUGUAAAAAGGCUUCAAAGUACAUAACUAUGCUUGAAAGUGGAGGAUGAGUUGAUGGAUACUUGUGGACUGAACUCAUUAAGGCUGAGUGUGGUGGGUGAGGUGCAGGGAAUAUGAUAGAUUUGAGUGGUUAUGGAUACUCUUCAGGAGGCAGGGUAGGCAAUCAAGCUCGUGAGUAGGUCAAAAAGCCUUUGUUUCAUGCCUUGAAGGGGAAACUUAAAACAAAGAGAGCAAAUGUUCCAUUUGAUAUGCUGUGAGUUCCCUAUGUUAGAUAUAUCAGCAAUAAAGGAGGACUAUGAUUCUGUGACAAUAGAGGAGUAUAAUUCUGUUCCAAAACAAUGUGGAGUGAAGAAAAGUGAUGCAUAUUGUGCACAGACAACUGGUGCAUCUGUGGAUGUGAGGAUAAUGGAGUGUAAUUCUGUUCCAAAAGUAUGUGAAAUGAAGAAAAGCAAUGCGUAUUGUGUAGAGGCAACUGGUGCGUCCGUGGAUGUGGAUUCAAGCAUCAGUCUUGUAUAUCGAUACUGCCAAAAGCUUGGACACAAGAACGCCAAUCCAAAACCAGAAUUUGAGACCAUUGUGUCCCCAGAGCAGUUGUACCGAUGCAAAUUAACAUUACCAAUGAGUGCAGCUUUUCAAACCAUUAUUGGCCCUGAUAGUUUGAAUGCUCGUGUAGCUAAAAAAUAUGCAUGCUUGGAGGCAUGCAAAAAGCUGCACGAGUUGGGGGCACUGAAUGACCAUCUUCUCCCUGCUGGCACAAAGGCUACCUCCCAAAAGGAUUUGGAUUUGCAUUCUCAAGUAUCAACGUCAGGUGCAGGAACUACAAAGAGAAAGGAAUUGCAUGGGACAUCAAGCAUCAGUGCACUGGCUGGAUUGUGGGGAGAGGUGGAAGCUGAAGUAAAUUUUCAAGCUUAUAAAAUGGUCUUCUACUCCAAUGAUCCAGAAGUGAACUAUUCCAGUUUUGUUCUUUUAAUGGAAUCAAAGCUAGAUGAUGAUGUUGGAAAUAUAGAAGUGGAACUCUACUUGCUUAGAAGAAUUGUUAAGGCUUCUAUCUCCUCACUUGGGCUAAUAACACUGGAUGCAGAUCAGGUCAGGAAAGCAAAGAGGUUUCAGGAAUUCUUCUUUAAUGGGCUGUUUGGGAAACUGUUUACGCGUGCAUCAGGUGAAAGGAAGCUCAUAUUUAACAUGGAGGAAUCUCUUUGGGAGAAAUCAUAUAUGUACUUGCUCUUGCCCCUUGAUACAGUAGGCCAUAGUUCUGAACGGUUGUGCAUUGAUUGGAAUGGAAUUCAUUCCUCUGUUUCUGCUGUGGAAUAUCUGAAGAAAAAUGCUUGGCUUAAUGCUGAGUUGUCUGAAGCUAACAGAAGGAAUAGUUUUCUCCAUAGAAAUGAUUUGGAUGCAAUGGAUACUGAUUCUAUAGAGCAGAUUCACAUGGCCAAUAUAUCAGUUCCUAGAAAUAGUGUGAGGGGUAUGGUUGUUGUUGCUAUUCAUUCGGGAAGAAUCUAUUCUAUCUUGGAAGCUGUUCCUGAUUCAUCCUCUAGAAGUCCAUUCGAAGGUAGCACUGAAGAAGCCCCAUCUACCUAUUCAUCUUAUGAUGACUACUUCCAGAAAAGGUACGGGAUUACUCUGUUGUAUCCUGAACAGCCGAUAUUCCUGCUAAAGCAAAGCCAUAAUGCCCAUAAUCUUCUCGUGGACUUCAGAAACACAGGAUUGUCAUCGCUAAAGGAGCCAGAGAAUAAUAGCAAAACGGCUAACAUAAAACCACACCAGCAUGCUCACAUUCCACCAGAACUUCUUAUCAGUAUUGAUAUUAAAUUGGAUGUCUUGAGGUCAUUUUACUUGAUGCCCUCACUGAUGCAUAGACUCCAGUGUUUGAUGCUUGCCAGCCAGCUAAGAAGAGAGAUUUGUUGUCUUUAUGGUGACUCAAAUGUGCCAAGCUCAUUGGUUCUGGAAGCUCUCACAACCCAGAGGUGCAAUGAAAUUUUUUCCAUGGAGCGUUUAGAGUUGCUAGGAGAUUCAGUUUUGAAAUAUGCUCUGGGUUGUCACCUCUUCCUCAAAUAUCUCGAUAAAGAUGAAGGGGUGCUCUCUGACAAGCGUAGAUGGGCAGUGUGCAACUCAACACUUCAUAGGUUGGGCAUCAGCCGUAAUAUACAGGGAUAUAUACUAGACCGUCCAUUUAUUCCCCGCACAUGGGCUGCUCCAGGUCAGCUUUCUAUUUGGCCUUCUCCAUGCAAACAUGGGGUGGACACCUUAGAAGUGCCAGUGAAUGAUGAUUUCUCCAGAGAUGAUGAGACGGUUGAAAUCGGGCGGUGCUGUGAUAGAGGUCACAGAUGGAUAGUAUCAAAGACUAUAUCUGACUGUGUUGAAGCACUGGUGGGAGCAUAUUAUGUUGGUGGUGGGUUGGUUUCUUCUAUUAAGUUGAUGAAAUGGGUUGGUAUGGAUAUUGAUCUUGAUGAUCUAUCCAUGGUGAAUGAUGCCAUAAAAGCUGCUUCUCUGCACUCCUAUAUGCCGAGCACUGUUAGCAUUGAAAGCCUUGAGUCAAAAAUCGGUUACACAUUUUCUGUCAAGGGGUUGAUAUUAGAGGCCAUAACACACAAAACUAAGCAAGAGCUAGGUGUUGGGUGCUGUUACGAGAGGCUUGAAUUUCUUGGAGAUGCCGUGCUAGACAUUCUAAUCACUUGGUAUCUCUAUCAAAACCACACUGAUGUUGACCCUGGGGAGUUGACAGAUUUACGUUCUGCUUCUGUCAACAACACAAAUUUCGCUCUUGCUGCUGUGAGGGCAAAUCUUCAUCCGCAUCUUCAGCACUGCUCAACCAAUCUUGAAAGCCAAAUAUUGGAAUUUGAGAAGUCCAUAUCUAACUCUAGCUGCACUGCGGAGUUGCUUGUGGGCGGGAAAGCUCCCAAGGAAUUGGGAGAUCUUGUGGAAAGUAUUGCCGGGGCAAUACUUAUUGAUACCAAACUUGACUUAGGCAAAGUCUGGGAAAUCUUUGAACCGAUACUCUCACCCAUUGUUACUCCUGAAAGUUUAGAACUCCCUCCAUAUAGGGAAUUAAUUGAAUUGUGUAGCUCUUCCGGCUACUUUUUGAAACAAUAUUGGCAAAGAAAGGGGGAAGCAGUGCAUGCCGAACUCACAGUACAGCUUGAAGAUGAGUUGCUGUUUGGAGAGGGGCUUGGGCAGUGCAGAAAAGAUGCAAAAGGGCAGGCUGGUCUUCUUCUACUAAAAAACUUAAAGAGUAGAGGAGUCUCAUCAACGAAGAAUAGACCAGAGACCGACCUUGUUGUUCCUUUAGCAGGGGUUCCUCUGUUAACUGCUGAUAGCUCUAGCAAUCCUAAAUCAAAUAACAAUAUUCCAGAAAUUCCGCCAAUCAACUUGAGAAAGGGAGGACCAAGGACAUCACUGUUCAGCCUAUGCAAGUCACUUCAAUGGCCAAUACCCACAUUUGAUGCAUCCGAGACUAAAUCAAAGUCUCUGAUUGAAUUUGGUGAGGGUUCUGAAAGGAGGACUGGAUUUAUCAGUUUCGAAUCCCGAAUCACCUUGACGAUUCCAAAUGUUGGAGUGAUUGAACUCUCGGGUGAGAAAAGACCCGACAAGAAGAGUUCUAGUGAUUCUGCUGCACGUGCCAUGCUCCUUGAACUUGAACGACAAGGGAAAAUCACCAUUCGUAAAGAGUAAUCUUUUCUCUGUGCAUGAGCUAUUUUUGACGUAGGGAUAACGAGCUGGUUUUGGAAGUAACUGUGUAUCUAAUUCUAACUGAGGCUGAUGGUAGCAGCUAGCAGGAGGGUGUGUUUAUCCUGCAUAAUCCAAAUUUAACACACCCGAGUACACAUGCAUUAUUGAAGUUAAAUUUGGUGUAAGUAGCAUUUAAAUGAUGAACUGACUAAAAAUUGUAAAUACUAUUCGGUGGUAACUCUGGCUAUCUAAUUGCAUUUAGAAUCUUUCUGGCCUGGCCG